UUUACUGCAUCCAUCAAGAGCCUAGUGCUCAGUGUAGCAGAAUUGCAGUGCACUGGACUGGACAGUACCGGGAAGCAUCCAUACUGUCAGUGAGGGUGGGGUCCGGCUGCACUGAGAGACAAAACACACACGGAGGGAAAAAGGAAUAAGGAGAGAAGAGGAGGGCGAGCACCAGAAGAGGAACACAACAAGGGAUGAAAGGAGACACACCUGUGAACAGCACCAUGAGUGUCGGGCAGGCAAGGAAGCUGGUGGAACAGCUGAAGAUCGAAGCUAGUUUCUGUCGGAUCAAGGUAUCGAAAGCAGCUGCAGACUUGAUGGCUUAUUGCGAUGCCCACGCCUGCGAGGACCCCCUCAUCACCCCUGUGCCCACCUCAGAGAACCCCUUCAGGGAGAAAAAGUUCUUCUGUGCUCUUCUCUGAGCAUGAAAUCAGCAAGAAUCGAAUUAGCCUCAUUUAGAUGAUUGAUUUGUGUAUGCUCAUCACACACACACACACACACACACACACACACACACACAAAACACCAAAAAAUGUGAGUUUUAAAUUUCUGGUUCUGGAAUUUGAUCAUUCGACUGUGGUCAAGGCUAAACAUCCAUAACGUGUGAGGACAUUUUGUGCUACGCUGUUUUUCGUGUUCUAUGAGAGACACUUAGUCUCAAUUUUAUUAGGCAGGUGUGCAUUAGAUAGAAAGUAAUGAUGCAGCUAUAACUAUAUUAUUUGGUGUAUAUGGUGAACACACACAUACUACAUGCACAUAUGCAAGCACAUGAUUUUUCUAACCAAUGAAAAUGAAAUGUUUUGUGGUUGGAUGUUUUAUUAUUUGAACUAUUUCAAUUACUAUACAGUUAAGUAACAUGUAUAUUGCUUUUAUCCCCCAAACGGUAUACAACGAUCGCGAUUUAUACAUGCUGUAGCAUUCUGGGUUUUUUAAUCUUCUUUUUAAGCGGCUCUGUAUGCGUGAAGAUUCUGGUGAAGAGCACGAUACGUUGAUUUUUUUCGGAUCUGGUCAAAUAGAAUGCACUGAUCUACAAAAUAAUUACACUUAAAAAUCAUCUGAAAAUUUGGUUUUCAACAUGGAAUUAGCUAUCAGCGAACUCACACGCAGGAUGGAUUGGAAAUAGAUGACUGUUAGCUAAAAUCGUUCCCUUGUUUAAGAGCCCAAGCAACUGUAUAUGGAAAACAAUUCCCAUGUGAUCAAAUCUGAGGUUUUACAAAAAUACUGCAGACAAAAUUAACUGAAAAAUAAAAAUAUCACCAAGA
This is a messenger RNA of Tachysurus vachellii, 1262 nucleotides long. RefSeq names its product guanine nucleotide binding protein (G protein), gamma 3 (gene gng3). The coding region runs from base 195 to 422 and encodes 75 amino acids. Gene Ontology annotation, biological process: G protein-coupled receptor signaling pathway. Lineage: Eukaryota; Metazoa; Chordata; Actinopteri; Siluriformes; Bagridae. Gene Ontology annotation, cellular component: heterotrimeric G-protein complex. Gene Ontology annotation, molecular function: G-protein beta-subunit binding. The transcript has 3 exons. The record is from RefSeq and is a predicted model, not a curated record.